GGAAUUUGGAAUUUGCAAUUUUAAAAGAAUAAAGAAGAGAAAAAAAAGACCCACAAAGAGUCGCCCAUGAAAAUGACUCUGCUUUCUUCAAUCCUUCUUCUUCUUCCACUGCCAUAAUCAUACCGCAACCUCCAUUUUCCUCACCUUCUAUUUCUCUCUCUCUCUCUCUCUCUCUCUCUCUCUCUCUCUCCCUCCUCUUCUCCAUUUCCAAUUCAUCAUGAUCGGCACCGCCCGCAAGCUUCUCUCAAGCCCUACUGAAUCCCCUGAUUUUAGGGCUUUGAAUACCACCAUGGAAUUCUCUUCUCCUUCUCCAACCAGGUCCUCCAGACCCGCUCUCAAUCACGAUAUCUUCAGGAGUUGGAAUGGUAAGCAGAUUCAUCUCAGGGAUGAUCAUCCCUUCGAAUAUGGGUUUCGUUUAACUAGUCCUCAACGGAGCCCUCAGUUUUACCGAUCCAAUUACCACACUCUGUCUCCGCCGUCCAAGGCUCUCGCUAUCGCUACCGGGCAGAAGGAGCUCAUGGAAAUUGUGAAUAAUAUGCCGGAGUCGUGUUACGAAUUGUCGUUGAGAGAUUUGGUGGAGCAGCCGAUGGUUGUAGGGCAACGAGAAGACACUGGAGUGGAUGAGAGGGAUUCUAAUCUUGGCGGCCAUCGGGAGGUCUUUUCGAGGGAGAAUCGGAAAUCCAGGAAGGAAACUAGGGCUUUGGUUGGUAGGAGUAGUAUGGAGAAUGAAGGUUUGUAUCUGAAAAUGGGGUUUCCGAAAUCGAUUGGAACUACGACGAGGAAGAAGAAAAAGAAGAAUGAUUCUAGUUUGAAUAUGAGUGCUAAAGUUUCUCCUAAACCUCCUCAGUUGGUGGAAAAGGAUUGGUGGAAGAGAAGACUCUCAGUUUCAUCUGAGAGUGAAAGCGUUUCUUAUGGUUCUAAUGUUAACAAUGGAAGCAUCAAGAGCAGUAGCAGUAGUAGCAGCAAUGGCAGCAACAAGAGUAGAACAAAAUCCACUGGCAGGCGUGCGAAGGGAGGUUGCUGGUCAUGGAUUUAUCCCAAAUAUCAUGAACGAGAUGAAUGAACAAGAGACUGCUCUGCCAUGCACUCGAACAAAGUAAAAAGCAGAAGCCAUAGGUAUAUAAGGUUAUGGAAAUGAAGGCAUUGAUUUUACAGCGUUUGUAAAUUCCCUUUCAGUUUCUCAACGAAAAUGCUUCUUUUUUUUUUUUUUUUUUUUUUGUUUGCCUUUUUUUGGUUCUUUAAUACAUAUGUAUGCCCUAUGUCCUCAGGGUUUCUCUUCUUUAAGCUAAUUGAUAGAAUGAAUCUCCUUUUUCAAUUAA
Molecule: messenger RNA, 1319 nt
Organism: Cucumis melo (muskmelon)
Lineage: Eukaryota; Viridiplantae; Streptophyta; Magnoliopsida; Cucurbitales; Cucurbitaceae
Exons: 2
Coding region: 218-1063 (281 amino acids)
Source: RefSeq, a predicted model, not a curated record